CACCGGCUGUGAGGGGCGUGCCUGAGAGUAGGCAGCGGGAGAGGGCGUGGAAGUGAGAGGCAGGAUAGCAUUAGCUCGCCAGCCAAGCGAUUGUGUUGCUGUGCUAUGGGGAUUCUGCGCAUUGGCUUUAUUGCUCACUUUACCGGCUGGAGGAAGUGCGGGGGACCUUCAGGGUGGCCGCAGUGACAGGCGCCAGGGGUUGUGCCGCAGGAUCGUUGGCAGAGGGAGGGCGCCGAAAGGCCACAUUCUGCCCUCGCUAUGUGUAGGCUAGUAUGGCUUCUGGUUCCUUGGAUUGCUGGGAUAUCUGCCGAAGACAGCGCGAUGGAGGAGAUCGCUACGGAGAAGGAGGCAGAGGAGAGCCACCGGCAGGACAGUGUUAGCCUGCUGACCUUCAUCCUGCUGCUCACCCUCACUAUCCUCACCAUCUGGCUCUUCAAACACAGGCGGGCACGCUUCUUGCAUGAGACCGGCCUGGCCAUGAUUUAUGGACUGAUUGUUGGGGUGAUAUUAAGAUAUGGCACACCUUCUAGCAGUAGCUACGAUAAACCCAUCAGCUGCACCCAAGAACAGAGAGCCUUUACCACGCUGCUCGUCAAUGUCAGUGGCAAGUUCUUUGAAUAUACCUUGAAAGGUGAAAUUAUCCCAGAGAAGAUACAUAACAUGGAGCAGAAUGAUAUGUUGAGAAAAGUAACCUUUGACCCUGAAGUCUUCUUCAAUAUUUUAUUACCUCCUAUUAUAUUCCAUGCUGGAUAUAGCUUAAAAAAGAGGCACUUUUUCCGAAACAUUGGAUCCAUUCUCGCUUAUGCAUUCUUUGGUACUGCACUCUCCUGCUUCAUUAUAGGGAAUCUUAUGUAUGGGGUAGUGAAAUUAAUGAAGCUUGUGGGACAACUAGAUGGCAAGUUUUACUACACUGACUGUCUGUUUUUUGGAGCCAUAAUCUCAGCUACAGAUCCAGUAACUGUCCUUGCCAUAUUUAACGAUCUGAGGGCAGAUGUAGAUCUGUAUGCUCUACUGUUUGGAGAAAGUGUCCUCAAUGAUGCCGUAGCCAUCGUAUUGUCUUCGUCAAUAGUCGCUUACCAGCCCACUGGGGAGAACACGCACACGUUUGAUGCUUCUGCAUUUUUCAAGUCUGUUGGAGUAUUUGUUGGGAUAUUUAGUGGCUCUUUUGCUAUGGGAGUAUGUACUGGUAUUUCAACAGCUCUCGUGACCAAGUUUACAAAGCUCCAUUGCUUCCCCUUACUGGAGACCGCUCUCUUCUUCCUGCUCUCUUGGAGUACAUUCCUCUUGGCAGAGGCUUGCGGAUUUACAGGUGUAGUGGCUGUUCUUUUCUGUGGCAUCACACAAGCUCAUUACUCAUAUAAUAAUUUAUCUUCUGAGUCGAGGAACAGAACCAAACAGCUGUUUGAAGUCCUGCACUUUCUGGCCGAGAACUUUAUAUUUUCAUACAUGGGCUUGGCACUUUUCACCUUUCAGAAGCAUGUCUUUAGCCCUGUUUUUAUUGUAGGGGCUUUUCUUGCUAUUUUUGUUGGGAGAGCUGCACAUAUAUAUCCUCUCUCAUUUUUCCUGAAUUUGGGAAGGAGGCACAAAAUUGGGUGGAACUUUCAGCACAUGUUGAUGUUCUCAGGUCUUCGAGGUGCUAUGGCAUUUGCUCUCUCCAUCCGAGAUACAGCUACAUACUCUCAUCAAAUGAUGUUUUCUACCACCCUUCUGAUUGUUUUCUUCACAGUUUGGUUUAUUGGUGGGGGCACAACACCUAUGUUAUCCUGGCUGAAUAUCAGAGUUGGUGACCAUGUGCCAUCGUUGGAGGAUGCAACCGUUAGACGUUGGCAGUAUUUCAGAGUUGGAGUUGAUCCAGAUCAAGAUCCAGCACCAACAAAUGACAGCUUUCAAGUACUUCAUGCAGAUGGUACUAGCAUUAACGGUGGCAGUCGUACAAAGCAGGAAAGUGCCUGGGUGUUUCGGUUGUGGUAUAACUUUGAUCACAAUUAUCUGAAGCCGAUGCUGACCCACAGUGGCCCUCCAUUAUCGACAACUCUCCCCAGCUGGUGUGGGCUAAUUGCCAGGUGUUUCACAAGCCCCCAGGUCUAUGACAAUGUUGAGCAAUUGAGAGAGGAUGAUGCAGAUUUUAUUCUAAAUGAUGGCGACCUUACAUUAACUUAUGGAGACACCACCAUAACAGCUAAUGGCUCAUCCGGUUCUCACACAGCAACCACAAGCCUUGAUGGCAGGAGAACAAAAAUGAGCUCGGAGGAAGCCUUAGAACAUGAACUGGCAGGGGGAGACUAUGAGAUUACCAACAGAGGCACUCGGCUAGUUUUUCCGCUUGAAGAAAAUGCAUGAUGUGGAAAACCAGCAAUCAUUAGGGAAAGCCAAUGCAAGCCAGGAGUGGUGCCAGGGCAUCUUCGGCCCAGUGUGGUGAAGAGCUGGCUGCAGUUCAAACAUUAAAACAUAACAACCCUUGUGAUACUGAAAGUGGGACAUUAUCAGGCUACAAUCACUUUUCUUCUUCAAUGAGGCAGUUGCAAGUUUUGUGGUUUAGAUGUGAUAGUUAUGCACACAGAUUUGCAGGAGCCUUUAUUUUGCCUGUUCCUCUGACCCUAAAAAGAAGAACUUGAAACAUAAGCUACUGGAGCAUAAUCCUAGGACUGUCUAGUGAACACCCCAUAUGUGUGAGGUCAGUCUGACUGCUUGGCUUUGCCCACAUCAUAGCCACAUUGCAGCCUUUUUACUUAGGAGCAAGGAUCUUUCUCGUUUUGAAAGUGCCUGAUAUUUAAUACCAAAAGGCAAUCCUUACCAGUUUGGGAGAAGUGUUACAUGCAUUUUUCUACCUUACAUGUUAAUUCUGUAAUGCAUGAAAUCAAUGUUUUAUCCAAAAUAUUGUCUUAUCAUUUUGUCAGGUUAAGGAAAAAUAUGGUUUUCCACAAGCAUGACCAUUACUAGUGCAAGUUACUAACUGACAUUUCACUGUUCUCUGGAACCAUGUCAAUUCCACUUCAGAGCAUGGCCUGAUCUAUAGAAAGAGGGGCAUUUACUAUAUCUGAAUAUAUUCCGCAUCUAACUUGCUUUGCAGUUAAUUGAAAGGGAAAAAAUUAAAAACUGACAAUUUUUUUUUUACCGAUUCAGAUGUUCCAGAGCGCUUGUAGCUGAUUAAAGCAAAUAGUCUUCUCUGGUAUAUGCUUCAUUCAAACAUUAUUGUAACUGUACAAAUAGUUCUUAGUAUCACUGUUUUCCUGUACUAACAGCCAGUGGUAUAGGCAGCAAAGGAAGCAAGCUAAUUUAUGCUGCUAUAAAACAUUGAUAUUUCAAAUUGAGACCAUUUCCAUGAAGCAUGCCCCAGAAAUGACUCCUAUUUAGCUGUAUGACCUUCCCAUACAAAAUGUCACUGCCCCUUUAUGACUGCCCCAAUAUGCACAGUUGUUUCUUGGUGGCAAGAGUAUUUUUUAGCAGAGACAAAGUGAGUAGCAAUGAUUUUCUCUUCCAGAAUAUUGCUAUCUGAGCACAAUAUGGAGAAGAGUUGUUCUUAAAAUAUUUUACGGUAUCUCUGGACACCAACAGCUUUAGCAGUUUCACAAAAAAUGUAUAGGAAGCAAUGGCACAAAUUUAACAAAAAAUAUUAAUAAUCUGUGCAACAAUUCUCUUUAAUCUGACAUAGUGUUGUGCUGGACAUUUAUACAAUUAGUUCCUUUUGGAUCUUUAGAGAAUGUCCAUGACUCAGGAACCCCCUGGGGCUUCUAUCAAUAUGCAAGGUUUGCGGCACCUACUCAAAUUUACACAACCCACUGGGAUGCAAAAUAUCAUUUUUACCCUGGGUUUCUGUUUAAAGUAGUAAUAUAGACAUGUGAUUAAUAAUAAACUUGGGAUUCUUACUUGAGUUAAUAACUUUCUAUGUCGUUCCAUCUAGAAAGAAUUUAUUAGAAAUGUUCUUCCCUUUGUGUCUAGCGACAGAUGUGGUCUGUAUUUUGGUUUUACUUAUUUACAUUGAAUCCUCUGUCGGGAUUGCCAGGAAAUUUGAUUAGAUGGCAUUGUCCCGUACAUGCUUUCCAAGACAGCAGGAUUGUGUGUGACUUUGCACUCUCCCACAUGUGGGACAUAUUAACAAUGGCCAUAGCCGCUGUCCCAUAAUGCUAUGCUCUCUAUAAAAUACAGAUAUUGACUACUGCAAGAGAAAUGUUCCUUAUAAAUGGUUAAAGAAAUCUUUGCCGUUUAGAUAUGGAUACUGAAAACUACAUAUUUUUUUUUGGUUUUGUCUAAAAUGACAUAUUUUCUUAUCUCUACAUAUGUCAUAUCUCAUGUGAAAAAGAAAGUGCACCCUCUUUCAAAUCUUUGGUUUUACAUAUCGUGAUACAACUAUCUUGUUCAAGUCCUAAAACUAGAUAAACAAAAAUGUCAUAAGACAACA
Messenger RNA from Xenopus tropicalis (tropical clawed frog), 4399 nucleotides. RefSeq names its product solute carrier family 9 member A7 (gene slc9a7). Bases 259 to 2340 code for a protein of 693 amino acids. Gene Ontology annotation, molecular function: antiporter activity; sodium:proton antiporter activity. Gene Ontology annotation, biological process: monoatomic cation transport; proton transmembrane transport; transmembrane transport. The record is from RefSeq and is a predicted model, not a curated record. Gene Ontology annotation, cellular component: membrane; plasma membrane; recycling endosome membrane. NCBI's taxonomy places the organism in Eukaryota, Metazoa, Chordata, Amphibia, Anura, Pipidae. The transcript is spliced from 17 exons.